Molecule: messenger RNA, 695 nt
Organism: Morone saxatilis (striped sea-bass)
Lineage: Eukaryota; Metazoa; Chordata; Actinopteri; Moronidae
Product: zinc metalloproteinase nas-4-like
Biological process (GO): proteolysis
Molecular function (GO): metalloendopeptidase activity; zinc ion binding
Source: RefSeq, a predicted model, not a curated record
CUGUGCGUCUUAUGUGGGCUUAAUCAGCGGCGAGCAACCCAUAUUUGUUGCGCCCCAGUGCAUCGUGGGUAACAUCGCCCACGAGAUUCUUCACGCUCUGGGUUUCUACCAUGAACACACGAGGAUGGACCGCGACCAGUACGUCACAGUCCUCCCCCAGAAUAUUAUGACGGGGAUGGAGAGAAACUUCAAAAUGCAAUAUGGCCAAACCUUUGACCUUCAUUAUGACAUUGGCUCUAUAAUGCACUACGGAAGUGGGUUUUUUUCAGCCAACGGUCUUCCCACCAUUUUAUCCAAGAGUGACAUGAAGGACAUGGGACAGAGAAAAAAAAUGACCGCGACGGACAUUGAGAAAGUUCGACGUCUCUACAACUGUGGUGGAACAAAAAAGGAGCUGAAGACUGAAAUCAGUGGUGUCGAGGAGGAAGAUGAAGUGCUAGACUUGAUCCACAAUGUGGUGUCUGAACUCAAGCCCAUUAUCGAAGGCUCUGUUUCUACCAACAAACCAGAGGAAGAUCACAGACCUGCUACUGCCCCCCCACCUGCCUCACUGCAGCACCUGGAUUCUGCCACUAGAGGGCAGAAUAACACCAACUGAGAAAACUGAUUAUGAAUAAAACUAGUAUAUUCACAUAGUAACUGAUGUUUACAGUGAACUAACAUGCAGAAAAUAAAUAUUAAAAUCAUAUAACUGA